GUUAGGACAUUCAUAGCAAAUGUAGCUGCCAUGGGCCGGAAGCGUACCACCGGCGCGGCUGGCGCGCAGGCGCAGACGCAGCGAACUCCGACCAAAGGCGAGAUGGCGCAGAAACUGGCGCUGGAUAUUCUCGAUGAUAUCAAGGAGUUCCGCAUUAAUGUGGAAAAGCAAACGGACGAGUCCAUCAUUGCCAGUCCCUAUCUGAACUACUUGGAGAAGUUGAUGAUGUGGAUCUGCUGGGUCACGGCGAUGCAGGCACUCCAGGAGCCGGACAAAGCCGACAUCAUGCAGAUGAAGAGCCUGGACCAGUGGCUGCUCAUGACGCUGCACAGCAUCAUGAGCAACUGCACAUUCGCGUCUGAUGACGCCAGCAAGUUGCUGCGGACGCUGCACGUGGCGGAUGCCUGCCUGGAGUCGCGCGGCUUCAGCCAGCCGCUGUCGAUCAAGCACACCGCAACGGACCAUGCCGCCAUCACCGCCCUCAGACAGCUGGGCCUGUUGUCCCACGACGGCAGAGACGGGCCCUACUGCACGGUGCGGCGGCAGCUGCGCUGGCCGGCCCUGGAGGCGCACCAGCAGCGCAUGGAGGACCGGGCGCAGCGGCACCGGCCAGCGGGCGGCAGGGAGGCGGGCGGCGGGCGGGCGCAGGAGGACGAGGAGGACGAGGACGAUGAGGAGCUGGACAGGGUGGGGACGGGGCUGCUGUCAGACGUGUACGGCGAGGAGCGAGGCGCGAGCCUGCGGUCGGACCGGGCGGCGGCGGUGGCGGCGGAGGAGGCCGCCAAGGCGCUCGCGGCCAUUGCUGCGGCGGAGCAGGUCAAGGCGGCGCUGCGUGAUGAGAAGCAGCAGAAGCAAGUGGCCGCGGUGCGGGCGCUCAUGACCAGCUGGAUAGACGACCUGCAGGGCGGCAGCGGCGGCGGCGGCGGCAGCUCCGCGGGCGACGAGGGCGGCGGCGCGCUCACGUCGGACGGAGGCGAGGGCGGCAGCGGCUAUGGGAGCUCGAGGGAGGAGGAGGACGACGACGACCUGCUGAUUGGCGCCAUGGAGGCGCGGCUGCAGGGCCCCCUGGAGCCGGCAGGGCUCGGCGGCGGCGGCGGCGGCGGCGGCGCAGGCGGCCUGACAGGCGCCGCACCGCUGACUGCGGAGCAGCGCCGCGCGGAGCGCUGGCGACGUGUGGAGGAGCUGGAGCGCCUGAAAAGACGUGCGGAGCUGCGCGGCGACGUGGAGAGCAUGAUGGCCUUGGACGUGCAGCUGCAUGCGCUAGAGCUGGAGGAGCAGCGCGACGCGGACGAGGAGGAGGAGGCCCGGGAGCGGCAGCAGCUGCUGCUGAUGCUGCCGGCGGUGCCGGCGAUGCCGGCCCCGCAGGCUGCACCUCCGGCGCUGUCGCCGCGGGGGCAGCUGCCGCCAGCGCCGCCGCCGCCACGGGCGAGGCCGCCGCCGCAUGUCAUGUUGCCUGCACCGCCGCCGCCGCCCGUCAUGCCGCCGCCGCCGGCGCAGGCGUCGCCACAUCAGCUGCAGGGGAUGCCGCAGCCUUAUCCGGCGUAUUCAGGACCGCCGGAGGGCCCGUUCCAGCGGGAGCUGUGGCCCCUGCCGCCUGACCUGGCGGCGGCUCAGCACGAGCAAUUCAUGCAGCAGCAACAGCAGUACGAGCGGCAACGGCACGAGCACGAGCAGUACAUGCAGCAACAGUUUGAGCAGCAACGGUUCGAGCAGCAACAGUUCCACCAGCAGCAGCAUCUGCAGCAGCCGCAGUACGGGCACGAGCAAUACGAACAGCAGCAACAGUUCGAGCAGCAGCAACAGUACCAGCAACAGUACCAGCAGUUCCAGCCGCCGCCGCCCCAACCGGCGCCCCAGCCUCAGCCUCAGCCCCCUCCCCAGCACCCGCCUCAGCAGCAGGCGGUUGCGGCGUCCAUGUCCCUGCAGCUGCUGCAGGGCGCGCAGGCCAGGCGGGCGCAGAGCCCGGCCCACAGCCCGGCACAGGCGCCGGCGCCGACACAGGCGCAGACACAGGCGCAGACACAGGCGCAGACACAGGCGCUUACGCAGGCGCAAACACAGGCGCAGACACAGGCGCCAGCGCCUGGGCUGCGGCCACGGCGGCCGCUGACGAGGCUCACGUCGCGACUGGCCCGGGUGCUGGCGCUGGCCCUGGCGCAGGGCCAGGCGCAGGGGAAGCUGUCGCUGUCGGCGCCCGCGCUGCCGCGUCCACAGCUGCGCGGGCGGGGGCGGACGGAGCUGUCGCGUGUGAUUGAGCAGGCGGCACAAGCGGUACAGGCGUCGCAGCCGGCGGCGCCGCAGGCAGGAGCGGCGGAGCAGGUGCAGCCGCCGACGGUGAGCGAGGACGAGGGCAAGUGGCCGCCAUUGCCAGGCGCGCCACGGCCCGCCCCCCUGCAGGCACAGCCGCAGCAGCCGCAGGCGCCGGAGCCACAGCAGCAACAGCCGCAGCAGCAGGACCCUCCGUCGCAGGCGCAACGGCCGCCUGUGCAGCUGCCACCGGCACCGCCACCACCGCGCCCAAGCGCCGCACCGCCCAACCGCGGGUCACCGGUGCAGGCGCCGGUCCAGGCCCCUCAGCCUCCGGCGCCUCCGCCGCUGGCCCCUCAGCCUCCGGCGCCUCCGCCGCUGGCCCCUCAGCCGCCGGCGCCGAGUCCUGUCGCCGCCGGCCCCGGCCUCGGCGCAGCUGCCUCCGCCUUCACCUCCGCGGACCCUGCUGUUGCUGAGCUGGAGUCUCUCCUGGCGACCAAGCUGGCGCAGGUGUACCCGCUGCGGCACCCGUACCGUUGGGAGGUGCCGGAGGGCUGGACGGUGGUGGAGGGCUUCCUGCUGGAGGGCGAGCGAGACAACUACAUCGCGAAGGUGGGCCGGGCGGUGGAGUGCGAGCCGGCGCCGCUGCGGCCGCUGCACUUGCGGCUGCUGCUGCUGGCCAUCAGCGCCGACCAGCUGGCCACCGCGCGCCAGUGCGGAUACCACCCGCAGCUCCCGCCCGAGGCGCACAACCCCCGCACGCAGCCCGGAGCCGCCAAGCUUCUGGCCGCACCCCCGCUGCCGCCGCAGCCCCAGCAGGCGCCGCAGGCGCACCUGUCGCAGCCGCAACAGCCGGCGCAGCAGCAGGCUCAGGAGCAGGAGCGCGACCCGCAGUGGCCGGCACUGCCGUCCGCAGCGCCGCCGCGGCCAGGCCAGCCGGCGGCGGCGGCGCAGCCGCCAGCGCCGGCGCAGCCGGCGCCCCCGCCCUCGACACCUGGCCGACCGGUCCGCAUGCCGCUGCAGCAGUUCCACCGGGCCACGCCCUCCCAGCCGCAGCAGCCGGCGCCGUGGGGGCAGCUGGGCCAGGGGCAGGGGCAGCCGCGGCCGCAGGGGCAGGGCACCUGGAAGUCGGUGCUGCUCAAGAGCCUGGCGCUGAACCCGCUGCGAGCCUACGGCCAGCAGUCGCAGCAGCAGGGGCGGCAGGCGGCGUCUUCACGGGGGACGUUGGGCACGGCGGCGGCGGUGGCGGCGGCCGUGGCCAAGCCCGACCCCGGGCCGCCGGCUGACUGGAAGCCCACCUUCAGCGGCGCCAAGAGCGGCGUGGACGGCGGCAGCAAGGACGGCGGCACGGAGAAAGGGAAGGCGCCGGCUCCGGCUCCCCCGCCCCCACCGCCGCCGCCGCGGCCGCCGCCCCAGGCACCACCGCCGCGGCCGCCGCCGCCCCUUCCGCCGCCGCGGUCGGCGGUAAGCGCUGCGGAGCUGCGUGCGGAGCUGAACAAUGCGGUGGUGGAGGCGCGGCAGAAGCUGGAGCAGUUCAUGUACAGGAACUACUGCAUGGGUGUGCGGCCGCCGGGUCGUGUGUUCUUCAAGGACAUCGUGGCCGUGGACCCAGACCUGGACCUCUACCAGAAGAUGGUGGCCACCCGCGUCUACCGCAGCCUGUCGCGACUGCUACACUCGGGCGCCGUGACGCCGGACACGCCAGUGGAGGUGAUCGAGCAGGAGCUGCGGGUGGUCCGCCUGUCAGACACCUGGAUCGAGAACCAGCUGGCCUACCAGUGGUACGCCUCCCAGUCGGCCGCGGACUCGGCGGCGCGGCUGAGCGGCGGCUGCUCCGCACUGCUGGCGCUGCUGGCGCUGGGCGGCCCCAUGACCGAGCCCGAGCUGCUGGUGGGGCUGCAGGCGGAGGCGCCAAGACAGUGCGCCUCGGAGCCCGGCGGCGCCGCGGGGCUGCUGGAGCGCUGUGUGCCGCGGCUGGUGGCGGACCAGCUGGGGACGGUGGGCGGCAGCACGGCGGGGGGCACACGCGGGCCGCAGGCGGGGCCCGUGGUGCUGUCGCUGUGCCCCGGCGUCACGUGCCGAGAGUUGGGCUUCUUCGACGCCGACCUGGCUCAGCGGCUGGAGGAGCGGCUCGAGCGGGCGGAGCGGCGGCUGCUCGCCUGAAGGCGGGAGGGCGAAAGGCAGCCACCGCAGCAGCAGGAGCAGGAGCAGCAGUAGGAUGGGAAGGGAGAGGAAGGAGGAGGAGGAGCAAGUGCAGGAAACAUGCGCUGCCUGGCGGAUGGAGACGGUGGCUUGCAUACCAGGAGCGGCACUGGUAGAGGCUACUGUCGCACAUGCCGUGUGGCAACACAACGGCUGCAGUAGAUGCAGGGAGGGUUAGGAUGUGAUCAUGCAGGCGCGUGCGCAUGACAUGAUCCCUGUGCGCUUCCCGCCUUUGUGACCAGUGCGCACUCAUGUUGACCGUGAUCCGCAAUGACUAUUUGCGAUUCUGUAUUCACCAUUGAUGAUGAAUUGAUGGCAUAAGUACAGUGAGGCCUGGUGUUGAUGUUGUAGGAGCCGAGACUGACGCGCGGGUUGGAGGCGCCAAGCCACCAAAGCACAAACGCCAGCUGAGCGCUGGUGGGCGAUGGCGUGUUGUAAGCUGGCGAUAAGGCACGAGCUGCACAGUUUUGCAAGAAUCGAUUUGUGCUGCUCGGCGUGCGCCUCAUUUGCCUUGCCUUGGCGGAGAGCAAGAGGUAUCCAUCUGGUCCCCGUGGGGGUACUGCCCGCCUCUGUAGUGCCGCACACUGCUGUUCAGGCACUUCUGCGCACAGCAUGCUUGCAAUCGCUACCGUAAAGGUGCACUUUGUAGGGACUUCACAUGAUGUUUACAAGGGCCGUGUUGUCGUCCUCAGUCCC
Molecule: messenger RNA, 5145 nt
Organism: Chlamydomonas reinhardtii
Lineage: Eukaryota; Viridiplantae; Chlorophyta; Chlorophyceae; Chlamydomonadales; Chlamydomonadaceae
Exons: 14
Coding region: 31-4410 (1459 amino acids)
Source: RefSeq, a predicted model, not a curated record